UAUUGAUGCAGUUAAGACGACCAUCGCCACCUCCUAUGAUAAGGAAUAUUAUGUGGCACAAAAGUUGGGGAUUGAGUGCUCAGAUUAUGAAGAGAAGAUUGUCAUGUUACAGCAAAAAAUUGGGAAACAAGCAGGAGAGUUAGAUACAUAUAUUAACAAAUUCCGAGACUUAAAUCGACUUAUAAAGGAGUUGGAAGAAUCAAUUACAUCAACUCGAGAACGAACUACCAGGGACAUGCAGGAGACAAUCGAGUUGACCUCCAACACAACCGCCAGACUUAUCGAAAAAAUGGAAAUGAUAAAAAAUAGGAUUCGCGAUAAAGGCAAUAUACUCAAACUACAUCAACAACUGGUUGUUGACGACAUUGCAGAGACGAAUGGAAAUGGAAAAACGAUCAGCGAAAUUAUUGGUUAA
Messenger RNA from Ambispora leptoticha, 415 nucleotides. The record is from the annotation of a GenBank genome assembly. NCBI's taxonomy places the organism in Eukaryota, Fungi, Glomeromycota, Glomeromycetes, Archaeosporales, Ambisporaceae.